UUCAAUUCUCAUCGCAUACCAAUUCAGAUCAUAAUUAAUAUACCAAUUAGUAAUAUACAUACAUACAUACAUACAUAAUGGCAAUAAGGUUGGAGUUGGUUUUCGUGGCUGUGCUGUGCAUGCUUGCGGUCACUGCCCCACGCCAUGCAGAGGCCGUCACUUGCUCUCAGGUUGCGACCAACUUGAUGCCUUGCGUCGCCUACUUGAAGGGUAACGCAGCAUUGACUGGGAAUUGCUGCAGUGGCGUUACUAAUCUGAAUGCCAUCGCUAAUAACACCCCCGAAAACCGCAAGGCCGCUUGCCAAUGCUUGAAACAACUGGCCAACACUAACAGCGGCAUUAAGCCUCAACUUGCCAAGGAUCUUCCAUCCCAAUGCAAUGUCAAAAUUGGUUAUGUCAUCAGCAUGGACACCGACUGCAACAGCCUUAAUUAACUAAGAAGAUCGAAACUAUAGAUGUGUGGGCGAACAUCCAGCCGUGUAUGCCACGCCCGGGGUUCUCCAACGUCAAUGACCUUAUACUACUCCAUUAUAUAUAUAUAUAUUGUAACAAUAAAAAUCAUUAUUAUUAAUGCGUGAUAAAAAUAAAUAUGUACUCAGAUAGGAUGAAAUAUCCCAAAAUAAGUUAGCUGUGCUAGCCAAUUAACCCCGGGGUCUCAUCUGUACGUGUAUGUUCCUCUGCUGUGAGUUUUGAACCUUUUAAUUUCCUCUCUUGUCCACUCAUUCUCUUUUCAUUUUGUAUCAAUAUAUAUGCACGUUUAAUUUGAACUUUUUCAUUUUGUAUAUCAAUGUAACUCCGAAUUUUAUUUUCUCAUCUGGUUUUUUUUCCACAAUCUCAAAUACUAUGUUCAGAUAUAGCUAGGAUUAACGUGCAUGAAAUUGCUGAUGGGGAAAAGUUAUAU
This is a messenger RNA of Cuscuta epithymum, 901 nucleotides long. NCBI's taxonomy places the organism in Eukaryota, Viridiplantae, Streptophyta, Magnoliopsida, Solanales, Convolvulaceae. The record is from the annotation of a GenBank genome assembly.